CCUUUGACUUUGACCCCUCUUCGUACCAUGCUGAGUACUGAUUGUUUUUCUUUGGAUUUAAACUUUUGUCGUUGGCCGGUGAUGGUGAUAUAAUAUUAAUAUGAAUAUAAUAACGUAUACUUAAUUGAUUAUAUCAAAUUUAGCAAUUGUACAUUUUAUAUUUUAUUUAGACCUAAGAUUAGUACAUUGCGCGUUCGUGUUUGCCGCACAAGAUAAAGAGUUCUAUGAUACAAUACAAAGAUGAAUGUUACUACGAAGAUGCCGGGGAUAUUGAACGUUUAUAUAUUUUUAAUUAUUAAUGCAAUAAUUGUGCUACCCACCUUCGCCCAUAAUUGCCUUUUGUAUAACAACGAUUAUAAGUGUAGGCUGGCAACAAAAACACCAUAUAGACUUGUAAUGAAUAACGAUGAUUCUCCUUUGGAUUAUCCAGGAUGUGAGCCAAAGAAGAUAUGGCUAAUUUUAAGACACGGUGCAAGAUAUCCUGGUAAAAAGCAUAUAUCAAAUUUGAUUAAGAGACUGCCGCAAAUACAAAAGCUUAUCUUAAAAAACUAUGCGAGUAAUAAAACAAAAUUGUCAAAGGAAAUUAUAGAUUCAUUCAUACAAUGGGAGAUCACUUUCACUGAAGACGAUGUGAUGAAACUAGUCGAGGAAGGUGAAAAUGAAAUGAUUGAUAUUAGUGAAAGAUAUCAGUCCAGAUUUCCUAGUCUCAUGCCAGAAAUCUACGACAAUCAAACUUAUAGGUUUAAGUACACUGCCACUCAACGCACAGAGAAAAGUGCAAAGAGUUUCGCUAUUGGUCUGUUUGGUAAAUAUAACAGUGAGAGAAUUCAAUAUCCAAAACCCGAACAUGCGGAUCCUGUAUUGAGAUUUUAUAAACGUUGUCAGCGUUGGCAACUCGAGGUGAAGCACAAUGCAACAGCGCAAAUCGAGAAAAGAAGGUUCUUGGAAAGCGAAUUUUACAAGAAAAUGGUGGCGAAUAUUUCCAAACUUAUCGGCCAUAAAAUUGAUUAUGAAAGUAUACACUUAAUGUAUUUAAUAUGCGGUUUCGAGACUGCGUGGUACAAAAAUUCAGAGUCACCGUGGUGUAAACUAUUCUCCCUACACGAUUUAAAAGUAUUGGAAUUUGCGGAAGAUUUAGGAUACUAUUGGGUAGAUGGAUAUGGUUACGAGUUGACCUACGAACAAGCCUGCCCUGCUAUGAGAGAUGUUUUCAACUUUUUAUUGUCAGCGGAUGGGCCAUCGGUAUCAGCGUAUUUUACUCACUCGGGAACGAUCCUGAAAUUGUUGGCUUUAUUACGUGUUUAUAAAGACGAUCAGCAUUUAACACAUAAUUUAUUUUCACUGUAUGCCAAUGAUAGGGCAUGGAGAACCGGAGUUAUUGAUACUUUCGGAGCUAACAUCGCAUUCGUUUUAUACGAUUGUUCCGGAUUUCCUUACGUUCUGUUUAUGCAUCAAGAAAGACAAGUACCUUUACCAGGCUGUCCUGUGUACGAGCCAUGUCCAUUAUCAACAAUGAAAGCUCUCUAUCCCACGCGAGAUGAGGAAUGUCCCUUCGAACUAAUGUGUACUCUCUAAAAUGAAUCGUUAUAGCAGAAUACAAACUGAGAAAUAUAUGACUGAUUAACUCAUAAGUUAUAGUUUUGAAAUUGUUAUUUUAUAAUCUCUUAUACAAUACAUUGUGUAUUAAAUUUGGAA
This is a messenger RNA of Ceratina calcarata, 1695 nucleotides long. Its product is annotated as Multiple inositol polyphosphate phosphatase 2. The transcript is spliced from 10 exons. The record is from RefSeq and is a predicted model, not a curated record. The coding region runs from base 241 to 1575 and encodes 444 amino acids. Gene Ontology annotation, molecular function: acid phosphatase activity; inositol phosphate phosphatase activity. NCBI's taxonomy places the organism in Eukaryota, Metazoa, Arthropoda, Insecta, Hymenoptera, Apidae.